Molecule: messenger RNA, 1239 nt
Organism: Colletotrichum fioriniae
Lineage: Eukaryota; Fungi; Ascomycota; Sordariomycetes; Glomerellales; Glomerellaceae
Source: RefSeq, a predicted model, not a curated record
AUGCUUCGUAAGAAAGAGGUCUACACGACCGUCACCCCCAUCCCGGGCUUCAUCCCCCGCCAGCUCGCCAUCGAUAUCCUCCACUCCCACUCCGAGGUAAUCACCCUCAACCCCCUCGUCCUCGACCACAAGCCUAUCAAGGCGCCCCGCGAUGCCGCCUCCGACGAGUACUACUCGACAUGGUACGAAAUCACCGAGCGCAUCCAGUACAUCCCCGGCAUCGGCAAGAUGGGUUCCGGCAAGAUCAGCUUCAACGGCUGCUUCCACGAUAUGCCCUGGGGCCUGCAGACGCACACCUACGCGCCCAUGAACAUCGACAUCCGGAUCAAGUACAAAAUCGACGGCAACCAGCCCGGCGUCGAACCGCCCCAGCCGCCCGAAAUCGACGGACUCUACCUGCGCGAGGAUAUCGAGAUUCGCUGUAACAUCACCAUGGUCAACUUUGUCAAGGCGCAACUCAAGGCCGCGAGCAAGGAAAUGGUGUCCAGAAUCAUCAAGAAGGCGGAGCUGCUCGAUGCGGGCGUGCUGCAGGCCAUGAUCACGGACGGGAAGCUCAAGACCAUCAACCCGGCCGACCGUACCAGCACAGGCAUGCCCGGCGCGCAUUCUCCGUUAUUCAAUCAGCGCCCCGACGGCAGUCCAAGACCGGAAUCUUAUUCGCCCACAACACCAUACCAAGUCCCAAGACCAGUCUCGAUGCAACAGUUCCGCCCCGGCUCGCAGGGCAGCUACGGCGCACAUCAAAACCAGCCGUCGGAGCUCUACUCCCAGCAAAGCGCACCACCUCAAACCUCCUUCAUCGCCGAACUCCCCGGUAACUUCUACCACCCCCAGCAAUCCUCCAGCAACCUGCAACCCCCGCAACCGUCCCCGGGCCUACAAGGCGGUGACCGCGACUCCAUGUCGCAACAAUCACAGCUCUCCCCCGAACCAAACUCAUGGCGCUGGUCCCAGGGCCAACCGAGUCCGUCGCAACAGAGCUCGCGGCCGACGAGCAUGGCCUCAUCCGAGGCGAGUAGCGGAUACGCCAGCCCCGCGCUCGAUCAUAAGGGGUUCUCGUCAGAGUUACCCACGCACCCGGAGACGCAGGAGGAGCACCGCGGGGAUGCGCAUGCCAAGGCGGCGGAGGCGGCGCAGCAGCAGCAACAGCAGCAUAGGGUCAAGGGGCCGCAGGCGUAUCCGACGUAUGGGCAGGCUUAUGCUUAUAAUCCUGCUGACUAUGCGCCGAUGAGUAGAUGA